Molecule: messenger RNA, 1809 nt
Organism: Necator americanus (New World hookworm)
Lineage: Eukaryota; Metazoa; Nematoda; Chromadorea; Rhabditida; Ancylostomatidae
Exons: 17
Coding region: 1-1809 (602 amino acids)
Source: RefSeq, a predicted model, not a curated record
AUGGUCCCACCUGGAUCCACACCGGCAGUUCCACCGUGCCUUCCGUACACGGCCGCUUACGCAGCUGCACCGAGCUUUAUGCUGUAUUUACUCGAUCAUACAAGGUGGUAUGUAAUUUUUUUUGUGAAAAGAAGUUAUCCAGUUGUUCCGCCUUUAAAAGAUCCAUUUUUGUGUGAUCUUCGGAGAAGUGACAGAUUCUGCUCAAUGGACUAUUUACUAGAUCGCUACUUUUUUGCCAAUUUGCCCUUCGACGUCACGCCUGAAGCUAGAAAGGGAAUUGGACAGAAGGCGUUAACUGUUGUUCAGUGGGCGGAUUGGUUCUGUAAGUAUGAAAGUCCUGUGAAGUUAUUGGGAAAUAACCCUUAUUUCCUUGUUGCUGAACUUCUUUACGUGUUCUUCUGUGCUUUAACGUUUGCACAUGCAUAUCGUCAUGGUGGUCGUUUUCUUUAUACAUGGAUAGCGGCAACAAUAUAUGCGUUCAAUAUUGAAAGUCUUGGUCUGUCGGUCUCUGAUUUGAAUCUAGCCUGGCAUGCCCAGGGGGUUCUCAGCUUUUUUGGCAUGCGAAUUCCACUGUACUGUUUGUUUGGUUUCCACCAUUUGUUUGUGUACACGUCUUAUGUCCUUGUAUGCAGAAUGCGUUUACCGUGGUGGGCUGAGGGACCAGCUGCCGGCCUUAGUGCUGUGAUGCUCCUUCUUCCAUUCCGUAUAUUAGGAACUAAGAUGCUAUGGUGGACUUGGCAUGAUACUGAUCCAACCAUUAAGGAGAGAAUGUUCUGGGUCCCAUGGACAUCGCUCUACUUUUAUGCUGCAACUGUUUGCUCAUUUGUUUGGCUUCUUCGUUUUUCACGAUUUCUGCUCCUGGAAAGAGAAUACGAUUGGAUGAAGUUCCCCAGAGAAAUUAUAUGCUCAUUUUUGGCUGGCGUGCUCUCGUUCUGGCUUGGAACCUUUCAAUUUUCGCUUCUGUACUAUCCGUUGCAUGAUUUCUUUGGUGUGCACUCCGAAAUUGCCACGAUAUUGUUCUUGGCCUUCUAUACUUUGCUAGUGUUUGUAGCUGAUAGGAAUAACGUAGACUCUGAUGCCAGAAGGGGUUCUCGCUACUGGUUCGACGAGUUGUCAUGCGCCAUCACGCUGCAGUACAUAUUCUUAAUGGUAUUAGUGAUCAUUGCUGAUCCAGCUAAUAUAGUUAGCGAGGGUCUUCAUCAAGCCAUUGGGCCCUGUAAAGAAAUGGAAAGUGUCCACACUCCUGCUGGAUCAGUACUUCAAAGAGAGAAAUACCUCUGCGCGACCAAGUACGACGAGAAAUACUUCGAUUUCCAUUGUGUUCCCAAUGGUAUCCCGAAGCAGCAGGAUGAUGGAUCUGGUGUAAUGCUCCCUCUUGAAUAUUACCCUGUUUGCGGAACAGACUUCAAAAAUAGAGCCGAGUAUGUUACGGUGAUCUGGUCGUGUUGCAUUCUUUUCGGUAUAUUCUUCUAUCAAGUGGCUGCAUGUUCUGGAUCAACUCCAGUAGAUCCUAUAAAAGUUCGCCGUCGUGCUGCUCGACAAACUUCAGCGAUUUCGCCAGAGAAGAAUACGGUGACUGUACAAACCUCACCAAAAUCGAACAAAGAUCUCCAGUUCCGUGAACCGUUGAUCUCGACAAAGAACGAUUCACUGACGACACCGUUCGUGCCUCGGGAGAUCUUAAAGGAAACUGAAGUACAGGAGGAAGAAAAUUUAAACACAACGAAAAAGAUUUCACAUCGGCGUAAACGCGAAGGGAUCCCAUCGACGACUCGUGUUCUACGUUCGCGUAGCUACCAAGUCAGUUAG